ACCUCAUUGUCUGUCACCAGUGGAGGAGGACACACUUUUUAAUGACUGUGAAUCAUUUUAACCAGAAACACCUGCAUUGAACAGGAUUUUUCAUUUUUCUCCCGUGUGUGUGUGUGGGGGUUCUUUUUUUAAACGCCCAAACAAGCUCAACUUGAUCCGGACUGAGAACCUCCAAAGCGCACAUCACAAGUAGUCGUCAUGUCUGAAGAGGCUCCAACUCAGCAGCAGCAACCACCUGAGCAGGAGAAGAAGGCUGAUGAACCCCCGCCAGCUGCUCCAGAUGCGCCGCAGGAGUCAUGCAGCAGCCCCGCAGCCGAGGAGAAGACCUUCCCCUGCCGUGCUCUGGUCCUGACGGGUUACGGAGGCUACGACAAAGUGAAGCUGCAGGUGAAAGCACUGAGCCAACCUCAGCUGCAGGCAGGAGAGGUGCUGGUACGCGUCAAGGCGUGCGGGCUCAACUUCGCCGAGCUGCUGUGCAGACAGGGGCUGUACGAGCUGCUGCCUGCCCCGCCUGUCACGAUGGGGAUGGAGUGCUCCGGGAUCAUUGAAGCAGUCGGGGAGGAGGUGACGGACAGAAAAGUGGAGGAUCGUGUCAUCACUUUGGGCAAGAGCGGCAUGUGGCAGGAAUUGGUUGUCGUGUCCGCUGACCGCACCUUCCCGAUGCCUGAGCAGAUGAGCUUUGAGGAGGGUGCUGCUCUUCCUGUUAACUACUUGACUGCCUACAUGAUGCUGUUUGAGAUGGCCAGCGUUAGGCCGGGCAAGAGCGUUCUUAUCCACAUGGCAGCAGGUGGUGUGGGUAUUGCUGUUACCCAGCUGUGCCAGACUGUGCAGGAUGUGACCGUUUUUGGCACAGCAUCCGCCUCUAAACAUGAGACCAUUGCCCAAGGUGGAGUAACUCACCCCAUUGACUACCGCACCAAAGACUACGUGGAGGAAAUCCGCAAAAUCAGCCCAAAAGGAGUGGACAUAGUCCUCGACCCACUUGGUGGCUCAGACACUCAAAAAGGAUUCAGUCUGUUGAAACCUCUGGGAACACUGAUAGUAUUUGGUGCAGCCAAUUGUGUGACAGGCCAGAAGAAGAACUUGUUGGCCAUGGCAAAGACCUGGUACAACCAGCUGUCUCUCACAACCCUGAAACUGAUGCAGUCUAACAAGGCCGUCUGUGGCUUCCACCUGGGUUACAUCUCUGAUGAGCAGCUCAUCAGCAGGACUAUGUUCACGCUGCUGGAGCUCUACAGUCAGGGAAAGAUCAAGCCCCGCAUCGACUCAUGCUACCACUUUGAGGAGGUGGCUGAUGCCAUGAGACGCAUGCACGAACGCCAAAAUAUUGGGAAAGUCAUCCUUCUUCCUGAACCCAAGAAGGUGGAAGAGAAGCCAAAGUCCAACCCUGAGCCCGAGGAAAAUGUGGAAAAAACUGAAGCUGCCGUCGACGAGAAGAAAGAAGAGGCCAAAGAGGAAGUUAAAGCAGAGAAGGAUUGACAGAGUUUGGGCUCGGCUAUUCAGAUGUUUUGUCCAUCUGUGGGUGUAAUUCAAUGCUGUGACGCAGAAGACGCCACUGAGACACAAGAGAGAGACUUUUUCCUCCAUCCACACCGCACCAGCUCCUCACAUUCCUUUCCCCACCCUCUCAGUCCUGCCUUUUGUCAGUAUCUGAAGCUGGCCUCUCUCAAAACCCUCUCCCCCUUCAGCUUACUUUGUUUUGAUAUAUAAAAACCUACUAGUAACAAUUUUUCACAGAUAAUGCUUUGUUAUUUACACUUGUGACAUUUUUUUUCUUUGCCACUUGGAGAAGUAUUGUUAAGCUUGGCUGGGUUUCCUUCUCCUAGUAUGCAGUAAGAUCUGAUGUGGAGUUUGAGUGGGAACUGGAGUCUCAUUGUGCUUGUGCAAACUUGAUUUUCCCACAAAACUCCCAGUGUGAUUUAUUGUGUGAGUCCUUUUAUUUCAAGAAUAAUUACUUUCUUUUGGGUUGUUCUUAUUUCUUAAACCCAAAAGCCCUGUAUUGUGCCUGAUGUUUGCCAGAUGUUUCCAACUUACUACUGAAUUAACCAAAGUGUAGAGGAGUUUCACUAAUGAAAAUGUAUAUGAGCUUUAGCAGUAGAGAAUCAUUUGCUGAAGACACUGCAGCCUACCAACUCCCUUUUGAAAAUAUAUCUGUAAUGCUUAAAGAUUAAUUCAAACAUCUGGGAAUGUAGAAGCAUAACUUUUUUGUGCUUUUUGUGCCAAAAUGUUUGUAAAAAUCCAAAACUGUUGUCUAAACUUACAUAUUUGAGAAAAGUGUCAUGUUUACAAUGAUAAUUUGACAACACUGUCAAGUGAUAAUGUCCAUUCAUGCAUAAGAGAGACACCUGGUGGUCAGUGGAAAAGUGUGCCUUUUAAUUAGUCAUAAAUGUUAUCCACAAGGUUGCCUAUGAACAAAAUGUGCUAUAGCCUGCCUUGUUAAACAUGACAAUAUCAUGAAAUAAACUGGUUUCCAUCUAUUAAAGUCCUUGUUUAAGGACAGCCUUUAAUAGGAAAAAUUCACCAAAUAAAAAGAUGAUUUAACCAUAUAUAUCUAUUAAAACCAACACAAACUACAUACUCAUUUACUCACAAAAGUCUUAAACAUUAUCAUAGUUAUUGGAAUAUAUUUGUAGUAAUGGUUAAUCGAUUCCAUGAUCCAAGCACAGUUUGUAAGACAUCUGCUCAUGAUAGACAGUAAUUGCAUUUAAUUGCGAUAUAACAGAUAAGAGUAUAACUAUUAUGUGUGCUGAAUGCAGUGAAAGUAUGUUGUUCUAAUUUGCAGGAUGUUAUGCUCCAAAAUGUUUUUAUGUCUUAAUAAGAAGAAAAGAUUCAAGGUGUUACCAGUGGGUUUUUUUUUGUCAUUUUAUAUGCACAUUUAAUGCACACCUGCAUAGGCCUUCUAUGGUUAUCUGUGUUUAUGUGGCACUAACCUGUUUGUAUUAUUAAAGUGUUUUCACACA
Molecule: messenger RNA, 2960 nt
Organism: Scomber scombrus (Atlantic mackerel)
Lineage: Eukaryota; Metazoa; Chordata; Actinopteri; Scombriformes; Scombridae
Product: synaptic vesicle membrane protein VAT-1 homolog
Exons: 7
Coding region: 199-1479 (426 amino acids)
Molecular function (GO): oxidoreductase activity
Source: RefSeq, a predicted model, not a curated record